AUGCCGCUUUGGUCGCUCACAUUGAGCGUGUUAUUCCUCUCUUUGGUGAUUGGAUUUUACGCGCGAAAUCCCCCAAUCGCGCAAGAGAGUUUACCGCUCGAACGCGUGUUAGCGAAAGCGCAUCAAUACUUAUCGGAUCCCGAGGGAGUUAUCAUCGGUAGGAAACUUGGUGGAAAUCAGAACAGAUUCGACGUUGGCGUGGUCUUAGGCGCGCGAUUAAACGAGACGGAUUUUCAGCCUUCUUUGCGCUUGCAGUCACGAGUGAGACACGCGGUUGAUGGUUUCUGCUACGGUGAAGUGGAACAUUUGAUAUUUAGCGGCGCUUCUGGAAAGAAAGUCGUCGGGGAUGGUAGAAAAAGGCCGAGUGAAGCGGCUGCGAUGUUUGAAUUUGCUUUGGCAACGGUCGAAAGAGCGCCGAAAAUGAGUGGAAGGAAAGCGGAAGAGUAUCGCUGUCCGAUUGAACGCGAACGGUUUAGCGAGGCGAAAAGAGACGAAAACGGGAACGCGUAUUACGUCGGUGAAGAUAAAAACGGGGAUCAGUUCACGUGGGUGUUGGAAGAGAAGAGUUUCUCGACGAAGGAAAACGCAGAGUUGAGUUUGAAUGCGAUUGUGACGAGAGAAUGGAACUCUGUCGCGGUGAGUACGAGUCACUUUCAUCAGUUUCGAUCGAAACGCGUCUUCCUAAAAGCCAUCGAGACGAGGAGAUUGAGCAAAGUAAAGGUGAAAAUGUUGAAGCAAGUGCAAGAAUCGAGUUACUCGAGGCAUAAGGAUGGGAGAGAGCGAACGAGAGAGUUUGCGAUUGGACAGUUUGAUUUUGUGAGAGAGUUGCUCGCCAUUUGCUAUUACAAAAUAAGGCGAUGGAUUUAA
Messenger RNA from Bathycoccus prasinos, 867 nucleotides. RefSeq lists its product with no specific name. Gene Ontology annotation, cellular component: plasma membrane. The record is from RefSeq and is a predicted model, not a curated record. The coding region runs from base 1 to 867 and encodes 288 amino acids. The transcript has a single exon. Lineage: Eukaryota; Viridiplantae; Chlorophyta; Mamiellophyceae; Mamiellales; Bathycoccaceae.